CUGAAGAGUGUGCGGCUGUCCGCUGUGUAUGGAUCAAAGUACAAAUUGUGUCAUUUCUAGUAGGAUUAUUUUGGCAUGGUUGCAGUGAGUGAUACAUUGCACUUCACACAAAUAGUUAUUCUUAACUGUAUAUGAUUUGUGCGCAAAAUCCUGUGCUUGUUUGCACCGAUAACAGAUGAGAUUGCUGUCUGGCUCACUGCUCAGAUUGAGGAGAUUCAAUGCUAAUUUCUCUACAGGCACCAUCAUCAGAAGCACAAACUCAGACACCAUGAGACUCGUCCAGUUCUGCCAUGUAGGAGAUGUGGGACGUGUCAGAGUCGGGGUGGAGCAAGCAGAAGGUCAGGGGGUCAUUGAUCUGAAAGCUUUUGACCCCUCAAUACCUUCAACUAUGAGAGAGUUUCUAGAGAUGGGGAAAAGGGGAAUGGACUGCGCUAAGAGGGCUUUGGCCAGCGGUCAAUGUGUGGUAUCACGACCAGAUAUCAAACUGCUCUCCCCGGUCACCGGCCCGGAGAAGGUCGUGUGUGUCGGUAUGAAUUACAGAGACCACUGCCUAGAGCAGAAUGCCCCGAUUCCUACUGAGCCCAUUAUUUUCAGCAAGUUCCCCUCCACUAUCACCGGUCCUUAUGAUGAUAUAAUCUUACCAGAAGAGAGUACGGAAGUGGACUGGGAGGUGGAGCUGGCCUUUGUGAUUGGACAAAAAGGAAAGCACAUUAAGGAAGAAGACGCCCUGUCCUAUGUUGCAGGUUUUACUGUAGCUAAUGAUGUAAGUGCUCGUGAUUGGCAGAUGAAACGCAAUGGAAAGCAGUGGCUGCUGGGAAAAACAUUUGACACAUUCUGUCCACUCGGGCCAGUGCUUGUCACCACUGAAGAACUAAAAGAUGUUCAUAACCUUGGUAUCCGCUGCCUGGUGAAUGGUGCCGUGGUUCAGGACAGUAACACCAAUCAAAUGAUCUUUCAUACACAGAAGCUGGUGGCUUGGGUCUCACAGUUUGUAACCCUUUGUCCCGGUGAUGUGUUUUUGACUGGAACACCUCCAGGUGUGGGGGUCUUCAGAAAUCCCCCUGUGUUUCUAAAGAGAGGAGAUGUUGUGGAGUGUCAGGUUGACAGGAUCGGCUCUAUAAGGAACACAGUGGUAUAACUGAAAGAUGUCAAGAGUUUUGUUACAUCGACUCAAGUGCCUUAAAGGGAUACUCCAGCCAAAUAUCAAAAUUACCCCAUGAUUUACCCACCUUCAAGCAAUCCGAGAUACACGUCCAUCUUCCUUCAGAAGAACACAUUUGGAGUUAUUUUAGUAUAUGUCCUUGCUCUUCCAAGCUUAUAAGAGUAGAAAACAUAAAUCAGGGUGCCGCUGUUACCGGAAGCUAGUUAUUAUAGCUUAUAGCUUUUAAAAUAUGGGCAUGUUUCUUACAAAUUGGGGUGAUUACCUGCAAAUUAACCCCUUGGAGCCAUGUGGAUUACUUCUGUGAGGGAUGGAUGCACUUAUUUAAAGUAAAAGUUGUUCCCGGAGUCCUGUUUUCUACUGUUAUAAGCUCGGAAAAGCAAGGACGUUUACUUAAAUAACUCCAAAUGUGUUCGUCUGAAAGAUGAUGGACAUGUGUAUCUCGGAUUGCUUAAGGGAAAAUUUUGAUAUUUAGCUGGAAUAUUCCUUUAACAUUGACUCAAGUGCCUUAAUUUAAUGAUAUCUGUAAUUAUAAUUUUUUUUUAAUUGCCAAAAUGUGAUGAUGAUGAUAAUAAGCAUUCUAUGAAAUUAGCUAUUUUAAAGCAUGCAGCAUGCUCUUAUCAGCUUCUGUUACUGUAUUUUUAUAAUGCAUUAUUCUUUUGCAUCUAUGAUGAUUCAUCUGUUGACAGAAUCGGACCCAAACUUACAAUAUUUCAUGUUUGUUUUUCCACGUCAAUGUAGCGUUUUAACCGAUGGUCUUACACACUACAGCAUAGGUCUUUAACAGAGUAGUGGUAUUACCAGGGGUCCUCCAAAUAUUGUUGGAAUUUUCAAUUAAAAAAAUUGAAAAAUGAACCAAAAGGCAUAAAUAGGCCAAUAAUAAAAAUGUGAUUAAAAUGAAGGUUCCCACAUUAAAAACCAUUCAGUAAAUUUGAAA
Molecule: messenger RNA, 2096 nt
Organism: Misgurnus anguillicaudatus (oriental weatherfish)
Lineage: Eukaryota; Metazoa; Chordata; Actinopteri; Cypriniformes; Cobitidae
Gene: fahd2a
Product: fumarylacetoacetate hydrolase domain containing 2A
Molecular function (GO): catalytic activity
Source: RefSeq, a predicted model, not a curated record